ACGCAUGUUCUCUUCAAGGAGAAAUGUACCCCGACGCCCGAAACUCUCCCUCCAAGGGAAAAGCAAAACAAGCUGAUGCACAAAACUGGCACUCCCACUGGUGGGAUUUUCAUCCACUAGCAGAUAAUCUCCAAAGACCCGUCGCGUGGUCCAAUGCAUCAACCAUAUUCACUGCCCACCCUUCUCAACCCUUAAUACUUGGGAGAUCCUUUUCUUCCUCAAAACAGUUUCUCAUCGUAUCCCCAGAUCAAAUAUUGAACAAUCCUGCGGCUUAUGAACCUCCAAAUGUUAUCACAGUUUCAUCCAAUGACCAUUGGUUAUUCGCAUACUUUCCAGGUCGCGACUGUGACGGCGUCGGAUGUCUGUGGCAACGUGGAUACACUAUUGACAAGUGGAAUAUCAGAGACUACUGGGCUUGCGAACGAGGCGCUGGUAUAGUCAAUGCUGUGUUCGUCAGCGCCCAACGCGAGUGGGUCACAUGCCCAGAUGGUUCCACCACUCGCUUGGCUCAAUGCGGACCUCUGACCCCUGUAUCUAACCCCACCCUACUCACAGUAACCCAGGCUCACCAACUAAAUGUCUACUUCUUGCGCACUUAUGCGUCAGGUGUAAAAUCUUUGACCUGUCCCCUUGUGCAGGCGUGCUAUAUUGCCGAGAACAUGAGCCAAGUUGCUCAUGAUCCUCCCCGUGGACCCAAGACUUCCAGGCUCUGCAGUGCAGCUUCGUUCGGUUUCAUUUUCAACGAUCGCACGCGUCUCGCAGAGUCUGUGUUUAUGGUCGCCAUGCGAUCCCGACGCUAUCCGUUAUCGGAUACCCUAAGAGCAGCAUCGGAUAACUCCCAUGAUCUCGGACUUUCUCUUGAUAAUCAACUGGAUGAGCGCCCACCAUUGUUGGAUUGGAAUUCUUACCAAGAGGAGCAGAUGAUCGAGCUUUGUGAGGUGAAACUGCGUUUUGACGGCUUGUGCAUGUCCGUCCUCACCGCGCCUCUCUCACCUAUCUACUAUCCUGCGCCUUGCCUGACCAACUUCAUGUUCGUCUCGGUACCUGGGUCCAAACCAGAUACUUCCACGUCGCCCAAAGCAUCACCAAUGAAAGACAAGCAACCCCAACGUGGUCAGCUAGAACUACCUAUGACAUAUCUAGUUGCAUCAUUCUUGGAUUUCGAGGAAUACGCGUCACUGCCAAAGUCUCGCAUAGUUGCAUAUUCAAUAGUCAGGGUUAUUCCUCCAAAUAGCAAGAUUCCUUGGGCUGCACGGCUUGUGGGAGAUCGGUCUCUCUCUCCUCGCAUUCUUACAGUUGUUGCCCCCGGCUCUUUGUCAGUCGCGAUGAGAAAGGCAACCGUAGUUGUUGCAAUGACCAAUCCAGGGGGGGCGUUGGCACGGGGCGCAGCCAAACCAAAAGAAAUCCCUGUGGGCAAUCUCUUCGCCUUGCAACUACCAGACCUCUCCGAUGAUCCCGAUUGCGAUCAUCCAAGUAUUCUUGCACCUGUUAACAGAACGAGCAGCGAUUGUCCUCUGAGUAUAUUCACAUCGCCUAACAAAUUGCUCGCCUGUGCAGUUUCGAUGUUACAGACUUCAGUUUACAUUCUUCCAAGGGCACGGAUCACUUCAGGAUCAAAAGACACCCUGCAUCAGUUGCCGCUCGCACAAGCCCUGACUGUUGCACUUCAAUCUCGGAGAUCGACAGCAGAUAUCUCUCACAUUCUGUCUCUCCCAAGUACUCCAGCCACAAUGCUGCAUGAUACGCUAUUUGGUACGUUGACUUCCUACGAAGUGAAUGCCCGUCUUGGCACUGCGAACUCGUUUUCGAUGGCCGACGUGAUGGGAGCUGCUGUUGAGAUCUACAGAGCGAGGGCACGUUGGACGCAGAACGAAGAUGAGAAAGAGAGAUAUUUGAUGCUCUCACGAAACGCUCUGAAUGUGUGUUCUGUCUCUGCUUGUUCCGCUGCUUUUGAAAACUGCAAAGAGUCAGAGGGAUAUGACCUCGAGCCUGUCUGGCAGUUAAUUAGCCUGUCAACUUGGGUGGUCGCUUUCUUGGAAGAUCUCAUGAAAGAAUGCGUCUUUCUGGCUGACCUGGCCGACCCAACCCCAAACACAAGUCUAAACUCCAACGAAGUGAUGCCGAAGCAGGAGCCCAUGGACGAUAACCCAUUUCUACGAAAUUGGCUCACGUCUCCCUCCCAACAAGUCACGAACCAGUCGCCUCAUUCAGUGUCAUUAGACACACCGAUACUUCUCCAUCUAGUCCAUCCACUUUUUCUCUCAAAUCUUAGGGCUGUGGUGUUUCACGUCAGCUCUUUUCACCAAUAUUUGACCUCGAUGACAGCAAAACGGGAGAACUCGCAGUUCGCGAGGGAUACCAUGCUGGACCUCGUCAAUUCAUCAGGCUUGGACCUGAAAGUCCUCGAAGACAUUCUCAGCUCUGCGAUCCCUGAAGCGAGUGCAAUUCCAGUUGAAGAAGUCAUGGCUUCGUUCGCUGAGGGACAUCCUGUGCCCGCGCAACACGAGCAACUGAAGAAGACCAUCCGAUCGCUUACCACAUCAUCCGCGAUAGACAGGCCUCGUUUGUUCAUCAAGUCGUCUGAUCUUGUUGACGGGUUUGCGAAUUUGUCAGUGUCGAAUCAUCCUGUGGGAGACGAUCCGGGGAUGGACGUGGUGACAAAGGGAAGGCUUUUGACACAGAAACCUGGGCUACUUUGUUUGAGGUGUGGUGGACGCUCACAGGUCGGAGGUGAGGUGAUGGUUGCGGGACAUUCAUCUCCGAGAUGGAAGAUCUGGGAAAGGAUGUGGGCGGCGAGGUGCAUCUGUGGGGGAUCUUGGGUGAACGGAAAUACUUAGUACGCAUGGCACACUGCGCCGUACUGUGCUGCUUCCUAGAUACUGCUUAUCGUGUUGCAUCUCCCUCUAACCAUUAUUGUACCGAGUCCUGAUAUGUAUUUCCCUGCAAUAAUGGUACAAUUGGUGCGAUUUUGUGGCCACUUUGA
Suillus fuscotomentosus is the source of this 2983-nucleotide messenger RNA. RefSeq lists its product as uncharacterized. NCBI's taxonomy places the organism in Eukaryota, Fungi, Basidiomycota, Agaricomycetes, Boletales, Suillaceae. The transcript is spliced from 13 exons. The coding region runs from base 24 to 2837 and encodes 937 amino acids. The record is from RefSeq and is a predicted model, not a curated record.